CGAGUGAUUUCAUGGGGGCUUUGAUUAUGCUCGAAAUUUCAAGAAAAAAAAGUCUUUCCGUUCACUAAAAUGGAUGAGAAAAUGUCUUUAUUUUUAUCACAAGGAUUGCAUAUAUUUCAGGAUUCCUGAAUGAAUACUGGACAAGAACUGCAGCUAUAAAAGUAAUCAUCAUCGAGGCUGUUUAACCAGCAUCUACCGUUAUUGGGCGCCAUAAUAAAUAAAUAAGUCGAGAGAGGAGCGCUGCAGCCGAACUGCUGAUGUCAGGCGCUUCAGUGCUGCAUUUCAUGCUGCAGGGUGGAUGGCGACGGCGAUCUUCUCCGGAUUCACACAUGCGAGCCUGACAAACAACAUGCGGACUGUCGUGAUUAUAUCGGCGCUAGUAUUAUACCUGGCCCCAUUAGGGAACACGGGGAAAAGGGUUUUUAAAUGUCCAUCCUCAUGUAGCUGCUCCAAGGAGUCUAUUAUCUGCGUCGGGUCCUCGCAUGUCCCGCGAUUCAUUCCCAACGAUGUCAGUUCACUGAGUAUUGUGAAUGGGACCUUCUCUGAGGUCAAGGAGGCGAUGUUCUCACACAUGUCGUCCUUACAAUUACUGUUGCUGAACUCCAAUGCCCUCACUACAAUAAGGGAUGAUGCAUUUUCUGGCCUUCCGCACCUGGAGUACCUGUUUAUAGAAAACAACAAGAUUGAGACAACAUCAAAAUACUCUUUCAGAGGACUUAGGGAUUUAACCCAUCUGUCUUUGGCAAACAACAACAUUAAAGCUUUGCCCAGAGAGCUAUUCAUUGAUCUGGACUCAUUGAUAGAGCUAGACCUGAGGGGCAAUGCUUUUGAGUGUGACUGCCGAGCGAAAUGGUUGAUGAUGUGGCUAAAGAGCACGAAUGCCACUGUAUCAGACGUCCUCUGCGCCGGCCCUGAGGAGAUGAAGGGCAAACGGCUCAAUGACAUGGCGAGCUUGCAUAACGAGUGCAUCUCUACAGAUUUCAUUCCUCUCCACUCGGUGCCUACGGAGUCUUUGUCUGUGGACACGUUUUCCCACAAGAACGAUGUGUACGUUGCCAUCGCUGCUCCCAACGCAGAAAGCUGCAUGGUGCUCCAAUGGGACCACAUCGAGAUGAACUUCAGGAGUUAUGACAACAUUACAGGUCAGUCCAUUGUUGGUUGCAAGUCUGUGAUUAUCCAGAACCAGGUCUUUGUCAUUGUUGCUCAACUCUUUGGUGGUUCCCACAUCUAUAAGUUUGAUGAAGACCAAAGCAAGUUCACAAAGUUCCAGGACAUUGAGGUAUCUAAGAUUUCCAAGCCAAAUGAUAUUGAGGCCUUUCAGAUUGGCAAUGAUUGGUUCUUCAUCAUUGCUGACAGCUCAAAGGCUGGUCUGUCCACUCUCUAUAAAUGGAACGACAAGGGCUUCUACUCCUACCAGUCCCUUCAUGAAUGGUUUCGUGAUACAGAUGCAGAGUUUGUCAGUUUGGAUGGUAAGGCCCAUCUUAUCCUAGCAAGUCGUUCCCAAGUACCGGUCAUCUAUCAGUGGAGCAGGAGCACUCAGAAAUUUGCCUUGCAGGGUGAGAUCCCUAACAUGGAAGAUGUAGUUGCUGUCAAGGCCUUUUGGAUAAAGGAAGAUCUUUAUCUGGCCAUGACCCGGUACAUCGGUGACUCCAAAGUCUUGCAUUGGACUGCUAAGGAGUUUUCUGAGGUUCAGGCCCUUCCUUCAAGAGGCUCCAUGAUCCUGCAGCCUUUUUCCUUCAAAGAAAGGUACUACCUGGCUCUGGGAAGUGACUACACCUUCUCACAGAUCUAUCUGUGGGAUGCUGAGAAGAAGGUUUUUGAGCGUUUCAAGGAAGUCUACAUCCAGGCUCCACGUUCCUUCACUGUGGUCUCCACUGACCGGAGGGACUUCAUAUUUGCCUCCAGUUUUAAGGGCAGCACACAGAUCUAUGAGCAUAUCAUCAUUGAUCUGAGCCUUUGAGUGCUAUUGUGGACACAGUUGCAAUUAAGGCACGUCUGCUCAGCAGCAACCCCUCCUUCGGGCAUUUUUCUGGGCAAUACAAUUAGUGGGUUUUGGGAUGAGGGAGUUCUGGGAAGCAAAUGUAAUAUGGCAUUAUCAGGUUCAUAGUAGAAUAAGUAUUACAUCAUGCAUCUGUGUAGUUUUACAUAGAUUCUGGGAAGGCCCUGACAGUUUUUGUUUUACUCCUCAGCCCUGCUGAAUCAGAGGACAUUUCUGCCGAAAGUAUGGUGCAUGGACUACUGAAAACAGUUGCACUUGUCACCUGUAACUACCUAAAUCACUUUACAUAAUGAGUACCUUUGAGAGCCUUUCAAAUCUCUGUAUGCAACAGCUGAUAACAUGCAUGAUGUGGCUGCAACAACAUUGAAAAAAAAAAAAAAACAAUUUUCAAAGCAGGCAUGCAGAUCAACUAGUGAUACAGGUGACAAAUGCAGUCCUAUUAUCUUUAGAGACAUCAAAGAAUAUUUUUACCUCAUUGUUCACUAUUGAAAUCAUAUCUCUCUUUUAGUCAAUGGGAAAAGAUGUAAUGUCAAGUAAUUUAAAAUGAUUUGCCUCAUAUUAUAUUUAUUAGGAUCUCUUCAGAUUAAAACAAAUCAACUUAAAUUUCAGUUGUGUGGUCAUUAGGCAGAAAUGUGAGUUUAUGUGGUUGGGUUUAUUGAAUUCAAGAAUGAAGCCUUUUGUAAAUGGAAAAGAUAAUCUAUGCUUAAAUACAGGGAAAUUGUCAAAAGCAAAAACCUUUAAAACCAUCAUACAUCUUAUAAAUACAGAAAGUGACUUAAUCUUACUCAUAAACUUCAACAAUCCAACUGACUUUUGGAGUCAAAGAUUUUUUUUUUGCUCUGUACAAUGAAUGUAACCAACUUUUUAUUUUAAAGGUGCAGAUAGUGAUUUCUGAGAAACGCUGUGUAAAGUGGAUUGGACCGAGCAUCACAACACACUUGUAGCCAAUCAGCAGUAGGGGGCGUGUCCACUCAUGAUGGGGGAGGAGAGAGAGUAAGCAAGAGAGAGAUCUGAAGAAACACUGUAGAAAGAGAGAUGGCUGAGAGACAUUACAUAAAGAGAAAAGGUCAGAGAAAUAUCACUGGGAAAAGAAGGUUUAUGAUCAGAAAAGAGCUUUAGGACCCGCGUUAAUAUUAGAAAAGCUUUCCAGCACUGGAGAGACCGAAGCGGGAAGGCCUGAAGACGGACAGAGGUUGUGUUGUUUCUGCUCCAUACAUGAGUAACAUUGGUUUUGCUAUGUUUCACAGAACCAAGUUAUGCUGGUGUUGUAAUAUUAGCUAUAGUAACAGGACAAUUUUGAGUGUCAUUGUUUGUCUGGAUCCAGUGGCGGAACUAGACCGUGAGAGAAUAUCAUGCAUAAUACUUGUUUGUUUUCAUUGUUUUGACCCAUGUAACAUUGUAUUCUAAUAAAUAAGCUCCCAAAAGUGUAUAAUUUCACAAUUCUUGAUUCCAACUUAUAUACCACAGCAAAAAGUACAAGCCUAACUAAUAUACAUUUAAAACAUUAUUGAAGACAAAUGAACAGUCAGUAAUAAAAUAAGAACAGUGCUAAGAAUUAAGUGCUUGAAAUUGUUCAGGUCUAAGAGUAAUUCAGGUACAGAAAUUGAAUAAUCAAAUAUAAAAUAGCAUUGCAUAAUCUUCACUGUAUAAAUUAAAUAUAGAUGAAUCCUUGUUCAAGCUACAAAAGUUAUUCAGUCUUGAUCAGUGAGUGAUUUCACUCCGCCACCUCCCUUGUUAUUUGAUUAAAUCUAAUGACACAUACAGCAACAGGCUAUUUUAGGCUGCUGUCACUUUAAGACCAAAUGCAAAAUAUUGCAUGCAAUAAAUUUACACACAUUAGAUUUCUUUCUGAACUGUUUACAUUCGGUUAAGACAUAACCGACUGUGUUUACUAUGACACUCAACGAGGCGGCCAUUUUGCUAUACUUUUAUGUGCAUUUGUCUGUUCAAGCGCAAGAAGAGUAUUUGUGCGCUUUCUGUGUGCGCGCUAUAGAUGACGUGCCAUAGGCCUUCAUACUCUUGUAUACUGUUUAUUUUUUUUUAAUCUUGUUCUUGUCGUUCUUUCGUCAUCUUCAGUUUCAGCUAUGAUAAAGAGACAUCCACUUGCAUUGCGUGUUUGUGCAUUUUGGGGGUGGAGCAAUGAUUGGAGGGGUGUGUUUUGAUUUCAAAUAUCAACAGCGUUUCUCAGAAAUCGCUUACUGCACCUUUAAGUACUAGUGACAUAAAUGUUGAAUGUCUGACUUAUUUUGAUAACAAAUGUGUUAAAAUAAGAACCUCUUUUCCUUACAGUUUUGCAAGCUGGGAUACAGAGAAAAAAAAUAAUUAUUGCAGCCUGCAAAAGCAUGAUAUUCAGCUAUUAAUAUUCAAUACCUUUAAGUCUUGUAAAAACUCAAUACUCAUCUCAUACUUCAUAACAUAAUGUCCUUAUUCAUAUCAGUUUUAGCUUAAUCUGAUAUACAAAAAUAGAAUUUUAAUUUUGUAAAUCAUGACUGUUUUUAUUCUCAUUUGUUGAAUGUUGUUAGGCAUAUGUUUUUGAAUACUAAUGUAAAUAAAUGCUUAUGAACACUGUU
Molecule: messenger RNA, 4569 nt
Organism: Ctenopharyngodon idella (grass carp)
Lineage: Eukaryota; Metazoa; Chordata; Actinopteri; Cypriniformes; Xenocyprididae
Gene: lgi2a
Product: leucine-rich repeat LGI family, member 2a
Exons: 8
Coding region: 299-1960 (553 amino acids)
Biological process (GO): inhibitory synapse assembly
Molecular function (GO): protein binding
Source: RefSeq, a predicted model, not a curated record